AUAAGACUAGCAUAAUUAUAUUUUUUUUAUGUAGUUUUAAAUUUGGGGAAGGAAUCAUAUGGCACAUUGAAAUCUGCAAGCCAAGCAGUUUUGACAGUUUGUGGCAAAGUAAACACUUUUGCGGUCAAGUUGGCACAGGCUGAAAUAAGUUGACAACACUUGAGGAUGUUCAACCCAGCAGUGAAGACCAGCGCUAAACUGACUCCUUAGACAGCGUUUGAGCAUUUGAUGGUGAGCUUCUGUUUCUGCUGCUGUUCAUUCACAGAGGAUUCAGACUCAUCUUUCAUUAUUUGCUCGCAAUGUGUUUCUUGUUUGUUAGGGAAUAUCAAAAAUUUCCUGGUCACCUGCAGUUGUACAGAGUUUUCCAUGAGUCCAGGCGUCUCUUUCUUCUUGACUCUGACUGCACUGUGGACGUCAGCCCUCAUAGGAUGUCCUCAACAUGGCACAUUUGCUCCAGAAUCCUCUGCUCUCGAGUCUUUGGAGUGCCGUAAUGACUACCGCUCCCAUAUCCACUGCAGCUGGAGGCACGAUCCUCAAAUCCCACUGUCUCUGAUCCACAUGGACCCGGAUGACCACCGAGUAUCACCUUGUGUUCAAAGUCGGACUCAUAAGCCUUCCCAGAAUCCUACUGGGCAGGAGAGAGUUUGUUGUCGGUAUAACACAUCUCUGUUUGCCAUCGGCUUCGAUGACGUGUUCUUCUUCCACACGCCGCACUCUUCCGGCAUUUCCAAAACCUUCAGGCUCACAACAUUUGAAGAUGCGGAUCCACACUGGAAUUUUGAACAGCUAGACGACACCCCCCCUCCUUCACGUCUGACCUCUGACCCCUUCAGACUGCAUGAACAAGAGCGCUCUGAGGUGGAGACUAAUCACAAAAUAGUCAAGGAUCAGAAAGGCGAGAAAAUUCACACCAAAUCAACACAAAAAGACAUGGAAGACAGCAAGAAUAAAACCGAGGUCGGCGAGGUGUUGUUUGAAGGGCAAGAACUGAUAUCUGAAUACGCUCUCCCUGGUCCAUCUAACCUACACUGUGUGCUCAAUGGUGGGAAGAAUGUGAGCUGUAGCUGGGAUCUCAAGACAGAUCUGACCCGAUACAUCAUCUACACGAUAUCCUACCGGACACACUCCACUGCGCCGGCUGAGUGGUACUGUGUUGAGAAGGUGCAGGUCACAAAUGAAGGAGGCUUUUUGAGGACGGUUGGUGCUUUCAGCAUCUUUGAGCCUGGAGUACUGCAGGUGCGACUCACGCCAACGCCGGUGACCAAAGUGAUCCGGUCUUACCAACACAUCCAGCCCGCAUGUCCCACGGGUCUGAGCGUUGAACUGAGAGGAGAAGACUGGAUCUUGAACUGGACUCUGACAAAGUACCGUACUGUACCUCUCACCACAGAACUCAAAUACUGGAGCAUACUAACUCCUGAGGAUGUAAAGAGCAUCUUUCUCUCUGAUGGAGAGAUGGUGUUUGCUAUAUCAGAGAGUUCUCUCAAGGGUUCCUCAGAGUACCAGGCUCAGGUUCGCUGUAAUGUGAGCUCAACCAGACGUUCAGGAUGGCGUUACACUGGAUAUCCCUCAGAGUGGACCGACCCUGUCUACUGGACCACACAGCCUGAGCCUCUUGCACCAAAUCUAGUUGCAUUUCUCCUGUAUUUCCUCAUCGCAACCCUCGCAUCAGCCGUCUCCAUCGUAGUUUUCAUCAUUCUGGUUGUUCUUCAAAGAAAACUAAGAGAAUGGGACGCAUCUCUUCCAUCUCCUGUCCACAGCAAAGUCUCAGAGGUGUCACAGCAUCCUCAGAUGGACCACUUACCCUGCUGUACCGAACUGAAGGAUCCAGAAAUCAGCAACGCUCAGAUUGUAGAUGUCCGUCCACAGUUUUCCUCACUCAAUUCAGAAAAUACCUUGACCUCCAAUGGAAACAACCUCUACCGUGAAACUGAUGGUGAUCGAGUGGUUUUGCACGUUGAUGAUCCAUGCCUUCAGUGCUCUGGGAAUGUGAUGGGAAUAGAUGGUACAUACCAGCCCAACUUCCAUGACCUAGUCCUCCCAUGUUCAGAGGGAUACUUGCCGAAUCCUGCAACAUCUGUCAGUACUACCCAGAAAGCUUGGCAGGAAGAUUGCUCUCUGAAUGUAGAAAUGGAUGAUGGGUACAUGAAUUGCCCUGAGCCUGAUUUGAACAGAAGCACAAAUCCCCAUUUUUUCCAUACACAAGAUUUAAACACAAAUGUUUGCCAUGAACCCUCUCCAGGAAGUUCUCCAGAAAGAAUAUUAGUGGUUUAUUAUUCAGCAAACAUAGAACGACACUGAAGAACAAAAGGAAGAGAACUCACAGAAACUCUGGGCUGCUGUUUCCACAGUGACCACCAGAGGGUGGUGUAGUUUUACAUUAUGUACUGUAUUUUGAGACUUUGGAUGACGCCAGGGGUGUCCAAUCCUGCUCAUGGAAGGCCACUGUUCUGCAGAGUAAACACACUGGGACCAGCUAGUCAAGAUUUUCAGGAUAAUGAGGAACCUCAAGGCAAAGACAUUGGCCCUCGAGGAGCAGGAUUGGACACAAAGAAUUGGUGCGCAUUACUGUUUCACUUGGUGAAAAGUCUUUUUAAUCUUUGAUAUGGUGUCUUAUAUAACUACUAAAUAUUUCCCUCAGUACCUGUAACUGGAAAAAUAACUUUAUUUUAGAGCUGCCAUAAAGCCAAAACAAUCUGUUACUUUAAUUAAUUUCCUAUUAUCAAUGUAAAGCAGCUUUGGAACAAUUUACAUUGUUAAAGGGGCUAUAUAAAUGAAGAUGACUGUAUGACAGUAAAAUUGUUAAUUAUUUCACAUAGACAGCAAUGAUAGUAAAUAAAGA
Pimephales promelas (fathead minnow) is the source of this 2842-nucleotide messenger RNA. Lineage: Eukaryota; Metazoa; Chordata; Actinopteri; Cypriniformes; Leuciscidae. The record is from RefSeq and is a predicted model, not a curated record.